CGCACUUCCAUCAACAUGCUACAACCCCGAAUAGCAUCGCCCUUGGGGCGCACGCUCCUCAAUGCCUCCUCGAUAUGUCUUCGGUCCCACCAUCGCGCGCUCAACGCCCACCACCUCCCAGUCCAAUCCUUCACCUCCGCAGCCGUCCUCCGCCAGCCCACCCCCUCCUCCAAACAAGCCCAACAACAACCAGAGCCCUCAAAAGAUGAAGAAACCUUUGUCCCCAAGCCCCUCGGCCGCCCUAUCGGCUUUUCCCACCCCCCGCACCCGGGUGACAACACCCUCCCCGCGCUCAAGCCCAACUACUCCGGCAUGACGCUCUCACAACGCAACCUCGCUAAGCGCGCUGACAUCGUCGAGAAAUGGGGCACCAACUACUUCCGCGACUUCAAGAACAUCCGGAAAUACCGGUCAGGGAAGACGUUUGUCGCGAACCCGCGACUUUUCAAGAAGGAGGCGGCGCUGUAUUUUCCGAAUCUGAGGGGCGAGACACUGCAGGAGAAGGGCGUGGAUACGACACAGGUGCUCAGCGGGAAGGUUAGCGUGGUGAAUCUGUUUAGUAGCGCGUGGGGAGAGGCGCAGGUACAUACGUUUACGGGGAAGAGAGCCAACCCGGAGUUGCAUGAGCUGCUGCAGCAAAAUCGGAACGUUGCACAACAAGUGGAUAUCAACGUGGAGGAGAACAGCAUGAAAGCCUGGAUUAUUGCGCUGUUUCAGUGGAGGUUGCGACGGCAGCGGCGGAAGGAUGAUUGGGGCAAGUACUUCGUCAUACGGAGUGGAGUGAGCCAGAAGAUUAGGGAGACGAUUGGGUGCCUGAAUGGGAGAGUGGGUUAUGUUUAUCUUCUCGAUCAGGAUUGCAAGAUAAGGUGGGCAGGGAGUGCGGAUGCGGAGGGCACGGAGGUUCAGGACUUGACGAGGGGAUUGAAGAGGUUGAUUGAGGAGGCUAGGGCGGGCGCGACGAAGACGAGGUCAAAGAUUCCAGUCAAGACUGGAGAGGUGGGAGCCGGUGCGGAAAAGGAUGAGAAGGGGUUGCCUAUUCCGGUACCGAUUGCUUUCAAGUAAAAGAAGAUUGACCUGCUUCUCAAUGACGGGAGGCUUGACUAGUGUACGUUUGGCUGUACAAAAGUGCUCCACAAUGCUGGUUGGCAUCCACUGAUACCAACUCCCCCGUCUAGGGAGAUGUAGACAUAGAUGUACAAUAUAAACAGGUAAUGCGCCUGUUCCUUCCGCAUAUUCAUACCCAAGACGUGCAACUUAAUG
Messenger RNA from Trematosphaeria pertusa, 1260 nucleotides. RefSeq lists its product as uncharacterized. The transcript has a single exon. The record is from RefSeq and is a predicted model, not a curated record. Bases 16 to 1062 code for a protein of 348 amino acids. NCBI's taxonomy places the organism in Eukaryota, Fungi, Ascomycota, Dothideomycetes, Pleosporales, Trematosphaeriaceae. Gene Ontology annotation, biological process: mitochondrial proton-transporting ATP synthase complex assembly. Gene Ontology annotation, cellular component: mitochondrial inner membrane.